GUGACGUUAAAGUUUUGGAAAACAUGAGCAAUCAUGCAAAGCUGACGGGCAAUGCGGGCCGCAAAUCGAAUAUAUUUCAAAUACGUAUCGACAGUGUGGACGAUGAGAGCACUGCACCCAUAACGGAGGCCAAUUCGCGUGAGGAUCUAAUUGACAGUGCGACGCGCGAGAGCGAGAGCGAGACAGCAGCUAUUGAGCAGACAGCAUUUCAAUUUCCAAGAUUCCUUUCGGUGCCCACGCUACGCAAUUCGCAGCACAGUUCGUUGGGCACGUCGCGGCGCCAAGUUGUCUCGAGUCCAGCGAAAAGUGAGCGUAUGAUACGCAGCAACCAGAUCAAGCUGCGACCCAGAAGACUCAGCCAGGAUAGCGGCAUAGUGGCUGGCCGUUUAGUUGGUUAUGCUGAGAGUCCUUUAAUUGAACUGGAUCUGCAGUCGCCACCCAUCGAGCCCAACGUCUCUGCCGAUAAUAUUUACAACUUUCUAGAAGUUGAGCGGCAGGCGGUGAACCAAAGUCCAAUGUCUGUGGGCCAUUCCAUUACGCCAAAGCCCAGCUUGGAGCUGAGCUCCAACAACAGAAUCAGCUCUGCUGCGUACACAGAGAAAUGGCUGAACUCGUCGAUGAUGCGCGGCAGCAAUGGCUCGUUCUAUCAGAAGGUCAACUCCAUUGCAGUGCCAUUGCCCACACAUCUGGAGACGGAGUCGGCGGAGCCGAGUCCCACACAGGCGUUUGGGCCGCGCAUUGUGGGCAACCACGAUGAGGAUAUACCUGGCACGGCAAUGCGUCGCACUCUGGGCCUGAAUCUCAGUCCGACUCUGGGUGGACGCAGAGCCAGUCAAGCCGACCCCAGUGUCAAGGACGCCUACGAAGCUGUAGAGUCAUCCCACUCGAAUGUGCUGUCCGACCAAUUCGGCUAUAAGCAAUUGCUGCCAGCCGAGCGGAAGACAUCCACCGACGAGAGCAGCAUCAAUGGCAGCUACCUGAGCAGCCGCAAGGCCAGCAAGAGCAACAGCCUCACGGGCGAUGGCAGCGAGGAGCGACGUGUGAGCAAACAGGAUCGCGAGGGUCUCGAUCCGGAAUCGCUGAUGUUUCGCGAUGGCCGACGCAAGGUGGACAUGGUGUUGGCCUGGGAGGAGGAGGAUCUGGGCGUAAUGACGGAAGCGGAAGCACGACGCCGUGAUAUUAGACGCACCUUUAUGGACAAUCUAGUGAAGGAGGGCCUCGAAGUGGAGCUGGAGGACAAAUCACAAUCGUUCAAUGAGAAAACCUUUUUCCUCAAAAUUCACCUCCCCUGGCGCCUGGAGACACGCCUGGCCGAGGUCAUGAACCUGAAGUUGCCCAUCAAACGCUUCAUAACCAUAUCCGUAAAGCCUUCUUGGGAUGAGGAGAACGUGGUCAUGCGUAAUGUGCACUACUGGAAGGAUGUUUGGCAGCGUUUAACUAAAAAGAUACAGCUGGACAAUAGUCUGCUUGAGGGCGAGACCACAUUCAAAGCGGCCACGGCCAAUGGCAAUCCGGAGGAGCAGUUCAUUGUAAAGGAUCGCGCCACAGCGUAUACGGGUGCGCAACGCUCGCUGAUGGUUAUGCAGGUGUUGAUUCGGACGCCGUACGAUGACGGCGAUCGCAAUGGCAUUCGGCGUCUGCUCAACGAUGGCACCUACUUGGCCUGCUUUCCGUUGCACGAGGGACGCUAUGAUCGGCCGCACUCGAGUGGAAUAUCGCUGGAUCGUCGCGUUCUGUAUCAGACCUGGGCACAUCCCUCGCAGUGGUACAAGAAGCAGCCGCUGUGCCUUGUGCGCAAAUAUUUCGGCGACAAAAUCGCUCUCUACUUCAGUUGGCUGGGCUUCUACACCGAAAUGCUCGUCUAUCCAUCGGUUGUGGGCACUCUUUGCUUUAUUUAUGGACUGGCCACACUCGAAUCGGAGGAUAAUACGCCCAGCAAGGAGAUCUGCAAUGAGUCCGGCACAGGGAAUAUAACGCUCUGUCCGCUCUGUGAUAAGGCCUGCAGCUAUCAAAGACUAUCCGAAUCGUGCCUAUUCUCGCGUCUGACUUACCUCUUUGACAAUCCCUCGACUGUGUUUUUUGCCAUCUUUAUGUCCUUUUGGGCAACCACCUUCCUGGAGCUGUGGAAACGCAAACAAUCGGUUCUGGUCUGGGAAUGGGAUCUACACAAUGUGGAAAUGGAUGAGGAGAAUCGACCGGAGUUUGAAACCAAUGCAACCACAUUCCGCAUGAAUCCGGUGACACGCGAAAAGGAGCCCUACAUGUCCACCUGGAGCCGUGCCAUACGCUUUGUCAUUACCGGCAGUGCUGUGCUCUUUAUGAUCUCUGUGGUGCUGUCUGCCGUGCUGGGAACGAUUAUCUAUCGCAUAUCGCUGGUCUCGGUCAUCUAUGGCGGCGGCGGCUUCUUUGUGAAGGAACAUGCCAAACUGUUUACCACUGUGACGGCUGCUCUAAUCAAUUUGGUGGUCAUCAUGAUACUGACACGGAUCUACCACCGCAUGGCCAUCAAGUUAACCAAUCUGGAGAAUCCACGCACUCACACCGAAUAUGAGGACUCAUAUACCUUUAAGAUAUUCUUUUUUGAGUUUAUGAACUUCUACUCGUCGCUCAUCUACAUAGCCUUCUUCAAAGGACGCUUCUUUGACUACCCCGGCGAUGAUCAGGCGCGACGCAGUGAAUUCUUUCGGCUCAAGAAUGAUAUAUGCGAUCCGGCGGGCUGCCUCUCCGAACUUUGUAUACAAUUGGCUAUCAUUAUGGUGGGCAAACAGUGCUGGAACAACUUUAUGGAGUAUUUGUUUCCCAAAUUUUGGAAUUGGUGGCGUCAGCGAAAACAUAAACAAGCUACAAAAGACGAAUCGCAUUUGCAUAUGGCUUGGGAGCAGGACUAUCACAUGCAGGAUCCAGGACGCUUGGCACUCUUUGAUGAGUACCUAGAAAUGAUACUUCAAUAUGGCUUCGUCACGCUGUUUGUGGCCGCAUUUCCCUUGGCGCCGCUCUUUGCGCUGCUCAACAAUGUGGCCGAGAUACGUUUGGAUGCCUACAAGAUGGUCACGCAAGCCAGGCGGCCCCUGGCCGAGCGUGUGGAGGAUAUUGGUGCCUGGUAUGGAAUUCUGCGCAUAAUCACCUACACGGCUGUCGUAUCGAAUGCCUUUGUGAUCGCCUACACGAGUGACUUUAUACCGCGCGUCGUCUACAAGUUCGUCUACUCGGAAUCCCACACGCUGGCCGGCUACAUUGAGCACUCGCUGUCCAUAUUCAAUACGUCCGACUACAAGGAGGAGUGGGGCGCAACGAGCAGCGAACGCGAUCCAGAUACCUGCCAGUACAGAGGCUAUCGCAACGGGCCAAAGGACUACGAGCCUUAUGGACUGAGCCCCCACUAUUGGCACGUGUUUGCCGCACGGCUGGCCUUUGUUGUGGUAUUCGAGCAUGUGGUGUUUGUGCUAACGGGCAUCAUGCAGUUCAUCAUACCCGACGUGCCAUCCGAGGUGAAGACCCAAAUGCAGCGCGAGCAGCUGCUUGCCAAAGAGGCCAAAUACCAGCACGGCAUCAAGCGUGCCCAGGGCGACAAUCAGGAUAUCAUGAGCCUGUUCCGUGACGCCACCCAACGCACCUCUAUAGCCGGCAGCCAGUCCACAGCGCGUGGCAGCUGGGCGCGUCGCUUCAGUCGCUUGAGCGACGGCCUGGACGCCCAUGUCGAGGUUGCGGCUCGGCCGCGCCGCUCGGUGGAGUCCACAGUGUGGGAGGUUUCCUGACAUGAAGAGGAGGCCGAUGAGACCCCUGAGCAAGCAAAGAGAUGAAACAAAUCAAAUAUGACUCGAUCUCAUUAACUCUUCGAAAACAAUUCACACCCUCACUCUUAUAUUUUAUUCUGCCUAUAUGUUCGUUACCAUCUUCAUAUUUCCAAACUCAUAUUUA
Drosophila mojavensis is the source of this 3918-nucleotide messenger RNA. Its product is annotated as anoctamin-4. Gene Ontology annotation, cellular component: plasma membrane. The transcript is spliced from 13 exons. Gene Ontology annotation, biological process: chloride transmembrane transport. NCBI's taxonomy places the organism in Eukaryota, Metazoa, Arthropoda, Insecta, Diptera, Drosophilidae. The record is from RefSeq and is a predicted model, not a curated record. Bases 24 to 3755 code for a protein of 1243 amino acids. Gene Ontology annotation, molecular function: protein dimerization activity; chloride channel activity.